GUUCGCGAACUGGCGCCAGGCUGUCGUCACGGGUCACGGCUCUCGUUGAUAGGCACUGGCGUUUGUCGCUGGCUGGACUGGAGCGCAACUAGGCUCCUCUACAGCAUGUGGCAACAGAGAGCGAGAGACAGGACAGCGAGACCACAGACUCGAGGAACUUCGGGCCAAUUUGGUGAGGCUACAGGGCAGUCUUGCAACGCAUGCACUAUCGCGUUGAAGGGGUGUGAUUGGAGAAGGGGUGCGGUGAAACAAGGACUUGAGAUUUACUUUUUUGUCUCAAAAUUAGCCUACAUCAGUGACAAAGAAAUACAGGUAGAGCCUUUAUUUAGGUAAAAUCAUUGCACGUUGUGGAUACCACGUUUGCUUUCGUCAUAAGCUUAAUUGCAAUCACAUUUGCGCGUAGGCAAUAGUUAGAUUUUGAUGAACGUUGCCAAGAACCAGUCACUGGUUAGAAUACAUAACAGGCUAAUAAGAAUAUCUGCAAAUUUGUAUGUAGUCUACAGCGUUGUCUUGGUAGAGGCAAGAGGAAUCAGACAAAGAAAGUCGGGCGCAAGCUUCUCCUACAAAGCCCUCGUUUAGGUGUGACAGAAACGACAAAAGGAAAGUGGAAAAACUCGCAUCAGCACCAGUGAACACCCAGACAGAGAAACAGACGAACAACAGCCAGACCGCACGACUGUUAUUGGAUGACAAUAUCCGGAAAAUAUAAGAUUGUCUGCAGUUUUUGCAAGAUGCAAUAGGCUCCAGGUAAUUACAUUCCUUCUUGUGUCUGCACAGUCUGGAGUGUUUCAGAGCGUAGUGGUCACAACAAAACCACUCCAAAAGACAUCUGAAGACAGGCGUCUAGUCUCACCAACUAAAUGGGAAGAGAAAUAGAUGAGCGCUGUCCAAAAUAACUUAAAGAAAGGGAAAGAGAAGAGUGUGAAGUGGACAACGCAGAACACUAAAUAUUCCAGAGGCGAAUGACCAUUGAAGGGCCCUCUCCAUGGAUAUUGACACAGACUAUGAGCGGCCCAAUGUGGAAACCAUUAAAUGUGUGGUGGUAGGGGACAACGCGGUGGGCAAGACCAGGCUCAUCUGUGCCCGCGCCUGCAAUGCCACCCUCACACAGUACCAGCUGCUCGCCACCCACGUGCCAACCGUCUGGGCCAUUGACCAGUACCGUGUGUGCCAGGAGGUGUUGGAGAGGUCCCGGGAUGUUGUGGAUGAGGUCAGUGUGUCCCUGAGACUAUGGGACACCUUCGGUGACCAUCACAAAGACCGACGUUUCGCGUACGGCAGGUCUGACGUGGUGGUGCUGUGUUUCUCCCUGGCCAAUCCCAACUCCCUGCGCCAUGUGCGCACAAUGUGGUACCCUGAGAUUAAGCACUUCUGCCCCCGCACCCCUAUCAUCCUGGUGGGCUGCCAGCUGGACCUGCGCUACGCCGACCUGGAGGCUGUCAACCGUGCCCGCAGACCCCUAGCCAAACCAAUCAAGCCUACAGACAUCCUACCUCCUGAGAGAGGCCACGAGGUGGCCAAGGAGCUGGGCAUUCCCUACUUCGAGACCAGCAUCGUGGCCCAGUUUGGGGUCAAGGAUGUGUUCGACAACGCCAUCCGUUCUGCCCUUAUCUCCCGCCGCCACCUCCAGUUCUGGAAGUCCCACCUGAAGAGAGUCCAGCGGCCCCUCCUCCAGGCCCCCUUCCUGCCCCCCCGUCCACCUCGCCCUGUGGUGGGCAUCCCCGACCCCCCUCCCAUCGACGGAGAGGCCCCUGACUCCCUCUUCUGCCAGCCGCUGUGCGCCGACGUCCUCUUCCUUCUCCAGGGCGGUGCCACGCGCGUCUUCGCACACAAAGUCUACCUGGCCACAUCCUGCUCCAAGUUCUAUGACCUCUUCACCCUGGACCUGCUGGCUACCGAGUCGGAUUGGGAGGGAGAGGAGCGCGCCGAGAGCGGGGAGGAGGACGAGCAGAGCAGGAGAGGAGCCAAAGAGCAGGCGGGGCGCACUAAGAGCUUGGACAUCGAUAAGGAGGGGGAGGGGGGCGCCAGGGGACUCAAACGGCCACCCAUGCUCCAGCAGGGCUCCCUGAGAACUUCCAAAAGUGAUAACGCCCUCCCCGCCAGGAGCCAGUGCCCCCUGGGGCCCCUGGGAGCCGGCCGUGGCCUCUCGGGCUGGGGGAGGGGCUUCCUGAGUGUUUACCUGGAGCACAUAGCUGACCCCGAGACGGGGCGACUUCGCCUCAUGACCGUGGUCUCCAUGGACGUCCUCAUACAGGAAGAACCCUUCCAGGCAGUGCUGCAGUACUUGUAUACAGGCAGUCUGGACGAGAGCCGAGGGGACCUGAUGCAGGUGGCCACCAUCGCCGAGCUGCUGGAGGUGUUUGACCUGAGGAUGAUGGUGGCCAAUGUGCUGAACCGGGAGAGCUUCAUGAACCAGGAGAUCACAAAGGCCUUCCACGUCCGCCGAGCCAACCGCAUCAAAGAGUGCCUCAGCAAGGGUACCUUCGCCGAUGUGGUGUUCCGCCUGGACGAUGGAUACAUGCCGGCCCACAAACCCCUGCUCAUCUCCAGCUGCGACUGGAUGGCCGCCAUGUUCCGGGGAUCCUUCAUGGAGAGCUACAUCGAGGAGGUGUCCAUCCCUGACACCAGUAGCUCCUGUAUGCGUGCAGUGUUGGAGUUCAUGUACUGUGGGCUGCUUUCGCCCUGUCCUGACCUGGAGCCUAUUGAGCUCAUCAUCCUAUCCAACCGACUGUGUCUGCCACGCCUUGUUGCCCUCACAGAGCAGCAUGCUGUGGAUGAGCUGCUCCAGUGGGCGAAGAAGGGAGUGGAGAUUGACGGACACGUGCUGGCUUACCUGGAGUUGGCUCAGUUCCACAAUGCCAAGCAGCUGUCUGCCUGGUGUCUCCAUCACAUCUGCACCAACUACAACAGCAUCUGUCGCAAGUUCCCUAAAGACAUGAAGGUCAUGUCUCCAGAUAACCAGAGGCACUUUGAGAAGCAACGUUGGCCUCCAGUGUGGUUCCUGAAGGAGGAGGACCGUUACCUGCGCUCUCAGAAGGAGCGCGAGCGCGAGGAGGAGAUCCUACGCAAGCAGCGCACCAAGAGAGGCUGGUGCUUCUCCAGACACCCGUCCUCCUCGCCCCACGUCUCCUGAGGCUGUCACCCCUCCAUGACCCCUCCAUGACCCCUCCUGCUUCUGACCUCUCACCCCAGACUUAGGAGGCCAGCUAUGAGCCUACCACCCCUCCAUGACGGGAGAGCCAAGUUUCCCUUCUGUACGAUUGUGUGUGUGUGUGUGUGUGUGUGUGGGUGGGUAUAGGCGUGGGCAGUUCUCUGUGCCCAAGGUGGCCUCACCUCGCUGGGCCUCAGUGACCAGUCCAGUGCUGCCUCCUGCCCCUGAGAUCCACCCACCAGCCUGGGGGUGACGAGACUGGGUACAAAAGGGCUCUCUCUCUGCCCCUCAGUCACACAGACGCUAAAGACCAUUCCACAGACCACUGCUAAGACUCCCCUAUGGGGAGGUUACCUCUGACUUGACGUCUAUUUAGACUGUUAGCGCACUGGACAAGACCAGCAGCCAGGGGGCACCAGCGCUGCUCCAACACACAUGGAAGGAUGCUUUCUUUCGCUUAGGGAUUUGAAAUUAGAGUAGAGCCCAUCCCAGAGUUGGGUGUUUUGCCUCAGUCUCUGACCAUAACCUAUGCCUGUCUGACUUCUCUUCCACAGACUUUGUCCUCCAUUUUGGACCGGUUUGACACCAUUUUGUUUUCUCUCGGGUUUCAUCCCAGUGAAGCUCCAUGUUGGAGGUUUGAAUCCCAAAUGUUGCCCUAGACUGUUCUAGAAUCAGCUGUCCAAGGGAGGGGCAGUAGAGGUGGUAGUCUGGGUUUAGGUUCCUGCUCCAGCACAGGAGGUGGUUUGUGGUUCAAGCACCCAUCGUGAUCCCCAAACCCCCACAUAACACCAAGAGGAGAGGCCAACAGUGCUGACCAAACUGACCAAAUUCCCCUCAAUGACAUUCAAAGUGAACACUUGAUAGCAAUUCUGGAUCAGAUGGAUAUUUUAUAUCACUGCCAUGGGAGGGAGUAAGAAGCAGAACUGAACAGAUUUCUUCUUGCUCCGUCUUGAUUGACCACUAGGGUGCCCCUCAGCCAGCCUGCCUUAACUUCCCCAUACCACAGGGGCAGCACUGCUCAGGGUUCCAUCAUCAACCCUUACCAGGAGCAACCAGGAGUUUUCUCCCCUGCCUGCGUAUAUCCUUGAUUCCAGUUUCUUUUAACUUUAUUUUAUUCCAGUUGUAUUUGAAAGUCAACUGUAGUCUUUUGUCCUCACUGAGUGUUGAAGCACAGGUAUUAUACCAAAAAUGAAGCUGUGACAUGUUCUCUCCCUCCUGGCUCCUUGCCCUCCUCUCCUCGCCUCCUCCAUAACAUGGCAGAUACGGGGAGGAAGGGAAUAAGGUAUUAGGAAUUAAGGAAGAUAACUUUUUGAUCCCUCUCUCAGCAUGUUUUUAUAAAGCUGCAAUGUCAGGUAAAACCCAGGUGUCACUGCAGGACUUCCACUCCUUUAGCUGGAAUUGAAAAUGGUGCUCAGGAUGUCUACAUAAAGACAGUAUGUCUAUGACACACACAUACUUGUACCUGUCUUUUCGGUCCACUCGUUCUUUUAAUGUCUGCCCAGUCCGUCAUCAGUGUUAAUAUACGGAAGUCUUUCAAAUCUACACAUAUAGUGUUACAUUCAGAUGUGAUGCACUAGGGUUAUUUUUUUUCUUAUUCAAAGGUGUCUAAUAGACAUUACGUUAGUGAAUAUAUUCGUAGUAUUAUACAUUUUUGAAGUUGAAUCUUUACAUUUAUUUAACUACAUAGUUUUCAAUGCAGUAUUAGACCAAAAUAUUUCACUUGCUUGUAAUUUCUUGGGCUGCAGAGUGCAGUUCUAUUUUCAUUGUGAGGGAGUGUGCUGUUUCAAUCGGUUGUUAACAAAGGGAAUGUGUUUGCUUUUGAUUGAAUGUGCAGUUCUAUCUUUUAGUUGAAUGCUAUGGAGUUGGAGUUUGGACUGCUGAGAAAAUCUUAGUAACCCACUGCACCUUUAAGGUCUUCAUUAAUCCAAGACAAGGUGUAUUACAACAGGCGUGUUGAAAUAAGAAAACAAUAACCAACAAAGCAUUAUUACUGUAUUUUAUUGUCUUCUUUGUGCUAGUUAUUUAUGCUUUGGGGCUGAAUCUCUUUAGCACCUUUGUUCUAUUUGUGGGUUUGAGAUUUCCACCCCCGGCUUUACCCAGGUGACUGUGGGAGAUAGAUGGAUGGCGUGAAACGUGUGGCUUGUUUUGCUUUUCUUCACGGGAGGUGUGUUCGAGUCAUCAACAGCGACUGAAAUAACUGUGUGAUAGGAUCUCACGAGACCCAAGUGCGAAUCGGGCUGAUUUUAACCUAAAAAAAAAAAAAACUGCAAACCUGCAUAUUUGGAAUUGUAACACUGAAAUAGUCCUAGCGCCCCUAUUUCAGACUGGGAUAUUGGAACAUGAAUCUGGGGUUGACAUGGGGACAUAGAGAUAUUUGACUUCCAUGACCCCUUUCAAUGCCCCAAGGAUUAGCUAUUAGAGUUGUCUUACUAAUGGUAGACAGGCCCUACAAAGCCUUCCCUCAUGAAAGGUCCCCUGUAGCUCAGUUGGUAGAGCAUGGCGCUUGCAACACCAGGGUUGUGGGUUCGUUUCCCACGGGGGGC
Molecule: messenger RNA, 5694 nt
Organism: Coregonus clupeaformis (lake whitefish)
Lineage: Eukaryota; Metazoa; Chordata; Actinopteri; Salmoniformes; Salmonidae
Product: rho-related BTB domain-containing protein 2-like
Exons: 11
Coding region: 986-3133 (715 amino acids)
Biological process (GO): small GTPase-mediated signal transduction
Molecular function (GO): protein binding; GTP binding; GTPase activity
Source: RefSeq, a predicted model, not a curated record